Molecule: messenger RNA, 1782 nt
Organism: Salvia splendens (bonfire salvia)
Lineage: Eukaryota; Viridiplantae; Streptophyta; Magnoliopsida; Lamiales; Lamiaceae
Product: probable isoprenylcysteine alpha-carbonyl methylesterase ICMEL1
Exons: 11
Coding region: 179-1594 (471 amino acids)
Source: RefSeq, a predicted model, not a curated record
CCCCAGAAAUUCAAAUUGUACUACGAUCCAUUCAUCUCUUCUCUUCACAACUGUAACCUCUGCAUUUGCGACUCAUUCCCGAUCAAUGAUCAGUACACAAACCUCAAAUAAUUAGUUGGGAUUCGCCAAUCCCAACUGUAUAAAAACAAUCCUGUUUACUACGUAUAUACGCAUAAACAUGAAGCCACAUCUACUUCCCGUAUCAAUCCCGAACGGCGCGCCGCCGUAUUCUCGGAUGAUCAAGGCUGCACCGGACACGGCGUCGUCUUUGGCGGCCUCCGCGGCAAUGCUGAUCGGAUCGGAACUUGAUUUGGGGGCGGCGGUGUCGAGGAUUUUGAUGCCGCCCGAGGAGGAGAAGAAGAAGGACGAGGGGAGUCCCCUGAUUCCGAGGACUUCCAGCUAUACGGAGGCGGCGACUUCCAAUUCCUAUCAGCACCAGAAGCGACGUCGCCGCGCCGCCAGUGAUAACUCCCUUUUGACUCUGGAAGGGGGCGGCGGCUGCCGCUCUCUCCGCCAGGUCGCCGGGAGAGAUGCCUCUGAUACUUAUCUGGUUACUCGCAUUGGAUUUCAGUUGCUGCGAUAUAUUGGAGUAGGCUUCAGAUUGAUCACCAGAUUUCUUGCCCUUGGCUGUUAUUCUUUCCUUCUAUUUCCUGGAUUUCUUCAAGUGGGAUAUUAUUACUUCGUCUCUGAUAGAGUACGUAGAGGUAUAGUUUAUGGCGAUCUUCGCAGAAAUAGGCUUGAUCUGUAUUUACCAAAAAAUGGUGAUGGACCAAAGCCAGUCAUUGCAUUUGUAACCGGUGGAGCCUGGAUUAUUGGCUAUAAAGCGUGGGGCUCUCUUCUAGGACAACAGUUAUCAGACAGAGAUAUUAUGGUUGCUUGCAUAGAUUACAGGAACUUUCCUCAGGCGACUAUUGGUGAUAUGGUUAAAGAUGCUGCUCAAGGUAUCUCAUUUAUAUGCAACAAUAUUGCUGAAUAUGGAGGGGACCCUAACAGAGUAUAUGUAAUGGGACAGUCAGCCGGUGCACACAUUGCUGCUUGUGCUCUACUAGAGCAGGCAAUCAAAGAGGCCCUUGGCGAAAAGACUUCAUGGAGCGUGUCUCAGAUCAAAGCUUAUUUCGGUUUAUCUGGAGGGUACAAUUUGUUGAACCUGGUAGAUCAUUUUCAUAAUCGAGGUUUGUACCGCUCAAUUUUCCUAAGCAUAAUGGAGGGAGAGGAAUCACUAAAAAAAUAUUCUCCAGAAGUAAUGGCUCAGGAUCCUAACAACAGAAAUGCUGUUUCUCUAUUACCUCCUACAAUCCUUUUCCAUGGAACUGCAGACUAUUCUAUCCCCUCCGUUUCCAGCACAAGCUUUGCUGAGACCCUCCGAGGCUUGGGAGUGCAAGCUGAGUCGAUCCUGUACGAAGGCAAGACGCACACAGAUGUGUUCCUUCAGGAUCCUAUGAGAGGUGGCAGAGAUGAUAUGUUUGAAGAUUUGGUGGCCAUGAUUCAUUCCGGAGACGCCGAAGCUUUGGCAAGGGAUACCACAGCACCUCCAAAGAGGCGGCUUGUACCCGAGUUCAUGCUGCGAUUAGCCCGCAAGGUCAGCCCAUUCUGAUUAUUAAUUUCACCAAAUUUAUUAGUCUGGAGUUGAACCUAUUGUAUGUUAGAAGCCUUGUAUAUAGAUAGACCUGUGUCUCUGAACUGUGAUGGACCAACGUUAGCAUAUUCUUGUGGCAUUUGUUGUUGAAAUACAGUGUAACAUUAUUGAUUAAGAAAAUCUAGGCAAUUUGUUGUUUGUUGUUU